UCUCCAUUUUGGAAGAAAACAAGAAAACACAAAAAUGGCAACACCUGUUUCCAACGAAGAGAUAGGCAAAAGCAAAAAGCCUCAGGACACAAAGUUCAAACAACAGAGACUGCCAGCAUGGCAGCCUAUUCUGACUGCUGGCACCGUCCUUCCUGCAUUCUUUGCCAUUGGCAUUGCAUUUAUCCCCCUUGGGGUAGCAUUACUCAUCUCAUCUAAUAAUAUACAAGAAAUUGUAUUAGACUACACAGAUUGUCGAGAGAAUGGUGUCGGUCUAAAAUGUUCAAGUUUUGUUGGGAACAAAUCAAAUACGGCUUCAAACUUGGCAUGUGCUUGUGAAAUGGACUUUACUGUCAAGGAAAACAUGGUGGGCACAGUCUAUAUGUAUUAUCAGCUGACAAACUUCUAUCAGAAUCAUCGCCGAUAUGUCAAGUCCCGUGAUGACAACCAGCUUCUGGGAUCGUCAGUGACUGCGUCAAGCCUCAAUUCAGAUUGUGAACCCUUCAAGACGGCCAAUAAAAGUGGAACAUUUGUACCAAUCGCACCAUGCGGAGCAAUUGCUAACAGCUUGUUCAAUGAUACUUUGGAAUUGGCGAAGUAUAAAGAGGGCAGUACCACUGACACAGUAAAUGUUGCCCUCAACAAAACCGACAUUGCCUGGACUACUGAUAGGACAGUUAAAUUCAAAAAUCCUCCCAAAAAGGCAGGAGGGAACUUGAGCACUGCUUUCGAAAAUACACACAAGCCGAUCAACUGGGUGAAGCCGGUCUGGGAGCUCGAUGAAACAGAGGAAUCCAACAAUGGUUAUGUGAAUGAAGAUCUGAUUGUCUGGAUGAGGACGGCCGCUCUGCCAACAUUCCGUAAGCUCUACCGUCGGAUCGACCACACUCAGGCUGAAUUCAAGGAUGGUUUGCCAGCUGGCAAUUACAAACUGAAGAUUUCAUAUGCAUUCCCUGUCACUGCGUUCGACGGCACGAAGAGUAUGAUUUUGACAACAACUUCAUGGCUCGGCGGCAAGAACUCCUUCCUCGGCAUUGCCUAUCUGGUGGUUGGAUGUCUCUGCAUCUUGCUUGGUGUGGUCUUCCUCAUCAUCCACAUCAAGGUUGGAAAGAAACCCCAGGAAGUUAUGACCGUAAACAACCGCACUGGCUACUGACCUAAUGAAAACGAGGAGCUCGCUUGAGUGCCAAAAAUGUGCAAUAGAAGACUAUCUGGUUGCAGAAGGGAAGUUUUAUUUUAUCUAGAAAGGCUAUAUCUCCAUGGUAAUGUUAACUUAUGACGGAUAAAACUUGGGUUUAAAGCCGAGAAUCAAAUAACAAUUUGCUUUCCAAAAAAACACUGUUUUCCAUUGGUAAGUGGUAUUCAUUUUAAUUCCCAAGUCUGAAGCCACUUUGUUUGAGGUUACUUUGAGGAAAUCUGCCAGAAAUUUAAAGACAACAUUGACAAUCACAUCUGUUGUAAAUCACUUCGAACUGAACCUUAGGAAACCAUGGAGAUAUACCACUACUUUCAGUUUCUGUCAGUUAUGGGUGUGUUAGUGAAGUUAAUCAAGGCCGUCUUUGUUUUUGUAAGAUGGACUUUCACUCCCAUUGUGUUCUCAACUAAAAAUGUCGCGAUUUGAAAAACAUUUCGUUUUCAUCUGUUGUGUUGAUGUCAGCAAUCUGUAGCGAGACGGCCUGGGAAUUACUCACACACCAUUACACUCAUUCUGUUUCGAACGGAGGUGACCACAUCCCAUGUAGUCUCUGCUGUCACUAAGUUUGAUUUUGAGCUGUUAGCUGAAUUUUGUGUUGUACUUCAUCAUCUGAAGCGAUGCACGGAGACUGUCCAUAUCCUUGCAUUGUCUUGCCAACCAUUUCCAAAUCAUCAGCUGGUCAGUAGUGAUAGAUUUUACCAGAAGAUGGCACGGGAAGACGUAAGCACUCUUGUCAACUAAAUUGUCACAUACGACUAUUUUUUGAGUGCCAGAGAUGUUCAUUUUUCGCUCGCGUUGUACAUUUUUUGUACAUUUUGUUAUCAGGCAUGAUGUCAUGUGACUUGAUGAAAUCAUGUUACCUCCUCAUUUCAUGAUGUAUUUUGUCUACGGCUGUAUGUGAACUGAACCUAUGUUAUCACAAUGCGAUCCCAAUACUUUUAAUGAAUAUAAUGUUCUUGAAGGAUUUGUGUGUUCAUCUUCUCGUUGCAUAAUCUGCGAGUUUAGACAAUAACCUAUGAUAUAGUUUAAGAAUUUGAGAACUUUGAAGUGUAUUUUUGUCUAGUUUGCUGUUGAGUGUCCUGAAGGUGUGGAUUAUGUGAUCAUUCCAAAUAUGAUAUUAUGAUGACAAUGCUGUUCUCAGGAAAGCUGAUCUUGAUGUCUCAAAUGCUCUAAAUCAAAGAUGAUGACAAGUCUGACUUGGCCGGUUGAUGCCACAUUUAUGGAGAGAAAAAAAGAGAACCAUAUAAUAUGCCUUAAAUUUCCCAGUCGCAUUCCGAGAAUCAAUGUGACCUAGAUUGCUGGCGAUACUAACAUCCUCAUUCCUCAGAUAUUGUGUUACACCAUAAAAACAUUUCCAGUAUAGGGGUGAUUCUUACAUAGGUCAUGUAUUUUCCAAGAACAGCAUCGCACAUCCAACGCUAUAUACUUCUUGCAUUUGAAUUGAUGAUAUUCAUGUAUCAUGUCAUCAAUAUGUAUUGUCCAGAUUUCUGUUGUUCUGUCCAGCAAACCCUGUCUGACUACCAUGAUUUCUUAGCGUUGUUCAUUCCGCCCUUCGCGAUGCUCAUGAAGUUUAGAAAAAGAUUGGGCGACUCCUUUGGCUUCACAGCGCUCAGUUAGAACUGACUUACUGUUGAUAUUUCAGCCAUAGGAUCUUGUGUAGCCUGGGUGUCUUGUUGGACAGGGCGACCAUGUAUUGAAUGUGUGUCGAUGCAGUUUUACUUCUGAUAGCAAUUAUUAGUCGAACUUCAAUUCAAACAUCGCUCUCUGUCUAAGAUCAUGUUUUCUGAUAUGUCUAAAAUCCUGUUGUCAUGUUUUUUCUGUUUUUUUAAAAUACAUUUCGUCUUAUAAUUUGAGUUUGAGAUUAUGAAUGAAGUUACUAAAUUUUUUUUCUAAGACUACCUGAUUCUUGUGUUGACAUCCUAAACUGAGGUGUUCAGAUUUUUCACCAGGGGGCAAUACUGGUUGUUGUUUGACCUAAAACAACAUACUACUUGACAGGUGUGGCCUGAAAGGUGCCUUUGCCUUGUACCUAUGGACUUCACAAACCAUGUGAUUGGCAUGGGCAUGUAUUUUGGGAAAACAAUAGGUUCACAGUCCAUUGCUGGUUAACUGUAAUCCUUUGAGGCUCAUGAUUGUUUACGUCUACGGCCAUCUUUGUUCAAAUUUUGCCAGAGUCUGGCCUAUAUUACAAACACGUACAUUCUGUGAACAUGUUUCGAGCAUGUUGAAGGAAUCCUGUGCAAAAAUAAUGCAGGAUAAAGAAAUCUAGCCAAACUGUGUUGUGAAAAAAACAAAAUGGCUCCACAUGUUGUCUUGACCUUGACCUUUGGUUAUAUAAUCUGCUUCAGCAUUGUUGAUUUCCUCCCAAAAUAUUGUAUAGGAUCACACCCGACAUAUGUAAUACAAAAUCCAAGAUUCAUUAUAUCUGGCAUGUCAGUCAUUUUCAAGUUGAUGUAUAAAGGAUCAAGUUUAUGUUGUAAAUUUAAUCUGUAAACUUAUUUCAGUAACAGUGGGAUGUCAUUUUAUGGGAUGGUAAUGCAAUUUGUUCUCAAUAUCACAAAAAUCGUUCCUAUUUCCCUUACUGAAAUACAACUAUGCAUCUCACAAGAGAAAUGGGUUGUCCUCUUUGGAAAGUUGAGAGAAAGAGAACGUCAACCUCGAUUUCAAUAAUGGUGAGGGCAACAGUUUAAAGAAAGGUCAGAAAUAUAAGUUUUCCAUUUCGUAUCCUUUCUCAAAUGACACCAGUCAUAUCGUUUUAUUUUCUCAACAAGAAUAUGUUAGACCUUGCGUAACUAUUUGUGUUCCAACCAUCUUAUCUCUUCCCACUGUUGCAUCUGUAUAUACUGUACUACUUAGAACAUAUUUUAGUGUAUAUAAUAAUGUAUCGAAUGUAAUUUAAAUCCAAUAAAUCUAUCGAAUUAAUCUUA
Lineus longissimus is the source of this 4119-nucleotide messenger RNA. Its product is annotated as cell cycle control protein 50A-like. The record is from RefSeq and is a predicted model, not a curated record. The coding region runs from base 35 to 1153 and encodes 372 amino acids. Gene Ontology annotation, cellular component: plasma membrane; endoplasmic reticulum; Golgi apparatus. The transcript is spliced from 8 exons. Lineage: Eukaryota; Metazoa; Nemertea; Pilidiophora; Heteronemertea; Lineidae.